Messenger RNA from Lotus japonicus, 1765 nucleotides. RefSeq lists its product as uncharacterized. Lineage: Eukaryota; Viridiplantae; Streptophyta; Magnoliopsida; Fabales; Fabaceae. The transcript has 3 exons. The coding region runs from base 81 to 1550 and encodes 489 amino acids. The record is from RefSeq and is a predicted model, not a curated record.
UCGUAGCUUGAGGUCUUAUCUGGUUUAACAAGUCGUAACACAAUCGCAAACUUGUGAGAGAGGUGCGAAUCAAAUCAACCAUGUCAUGGUUCGCAAAGACAAUCGCAAACUCACUCAGACUCGACGAAGAAGAAGAAGAAGAAGAAGAACAAGACGAACAACAAGAUGAACAACACAACAACAAUGGCGCUGACCUCAAAUCACAAUCCGAUUCACCAUCCGCAUCCGCAUCCGCAUCUACUCACAGCCCCACCGCACGCGGCGUCAAGGAAGAUAUCUCCGAGCUCACCAAAUCCUUCUCGCGCCAGUUAUGGGGCGUCGCCUCCUUCCUCGCUCCUCCUCCUCCUCCCGAUCCGGACCACGACGCCGCCUCCGAUCCCAAUCGAAACCCCGCCGAUGAUGAAGAAGAGGACGUUAUUGCCGGAAUCCGAAGCGAUUUCGCUGAGAUUGGUGGGAGAUUCAAGAGCGGGAUCUCUAAGCUCUCUGGUCAUAAGACCGUCUCUGAGAUCACCAAGAUCGCUUCUACUUUCCUUCAGCUUGGAUCCGAACAUCAACGCGAUCUCGACGGUGUGAUUGGAGUCACUGAGGACGUCGUCGCCUUCGCCAGAAACGUCGCGAUGCAUCCGGAAACUUGGUUGGAUUUCCCUCUUCCCGAUGAUGAUCCUGAUUCUGAUGAAUUUGAUUUGACCGAUGCACAACAAGAGCACGCUCUUGCUGUUGAACAUCUGGCUCCGAGAUUAGCAGCUCUGAGAAUGGAGCUUUGUCCUGGAUAUAUGAGCGAUGAUAACUUUUGGAAGAUUUACUUUGUGCUUCUGCAUCCUAAACUCAAUAAAAUGGAUGCUGCUAUUUUAUCAACCCCACAAAUAAUGGAAGCUAGAGCAAUGUUAACUCAUGAAUUAAACAGAAGAAGUCAGGAAAAGAAAGAGCCUGACUCAUCUGCAAGAAGCAAUACUCCCUCAAAAGAGGAAGAAGAACAGCAUCUCUUUGUGCCAAGUAAUGAUCAACUUGAAUCAAAACCUCUUCAGACGUCUGCUGUUGAAGCAGCUCCAUCUGCGGUUGUGUCUGAUGUUGAGAUGGAGAAACAUCCCAUCGAAAGUGAUGUAACAAAGAUUAUUGACAAGUCUGUGGUUAAAGAAGAAUCGGUCAAUCCAAUUGCAGAACAGUCAUCAUCUAGUUCAGUAAAUAGAUUUUCAUAUGAAACCUAUGAGGAUGAUGCGGAUGAUUGGUUGAAAGAGGAUGAUAAUUCUGAAAUGGUUGGUCCCAGUGGAACAUCUGUUCAUACUGGUAAUGAAGAGGAUGUAUCAUUCAGUGAUCUUGAGGAGGAUGAUAGUGAUGUGCAAGCAAGUUAUAAGAAAACUAGAUCAGGCUCUGAUUCUUCCACAAAAGACUCUCGAGAUUGGGUUCAGCUAGGAAGAAGUUCGCCGAACUCGGAUAAGGAUAUCACCUCUGUUGAAGGCAGACAUGCAGGAUCUGAUCAUUCAAGUGCUCGCAAUUCUGUGACCAAGGAUUCUAAUGAUUGGCUUAAUGUUGAUGACAUUGAUGUAAUAUGAUACUGCCACGAAAAAUGUUCUAGAGGUAAGUUAUUUCAUAUAAUUCAUUCUAUUUUGUGAAUAUUUGCAUAUAUACUCUGUGAGUCUGUGUUCUGUAUGGUUAACCUCUGAAGACCGUGCUUGUGUAAAUAAAGCCAGUCUCCACUGGGCUCUGUACUAUGUAUGGUUUACCAUGCAUCAACUAAAUCUUUUAAUUGAUAUCAGAAUUCCCAGAA